AUGAACUCACUAACUGGAGGUGGUAAACGAAAACGAGCUGCUGAGGAUUCAGACGAGGAUCUGCGUCUUCAACCCCCUACGCAAAGAUAUCGUACUCUAGCGCUAGAGAAGAUUCAAAAUUUUCCUGGAGAUAGAUACGAUAGUUUGUCUGGAGAAGUCGACCUUAUUUUCAGGCGUGGUCUCAUCCGACCCGCGGGCACCCAAACUCAAGUCCGCAGAGCCGGCCUGGGCGUACCAGGUGACCCCAAGUAUGAAGAGGAUGCCGAGUUCAUAAGAGCAAGAAGGGAAAAGGAAAAUCGGCAAGUAAAUAAUAUUAAGGACAGCUGGUUAGCCAGUGCAGCAACUUGGAAAGAUACGCUCAGCAAUGCUUGGAAAGGAACCAAAGUCCUUGGUCGUGGCACCCAAGGCAUAGCAGGUCUUUGGUCACGAUCGGACACUGAAGCGUCUAUCAAGCACGUUGUUGUGAAGCAAGCUAAUGGUCUUGGUGAUUCAGAAAAGGAGGCAAGUUUCAUGGAACUGUUAAACAAAGCCAACUCAAGACAUAUAGUCAAACUUUACAAACAUUCAGUCGUAGAGUCAUCCCAGGGAGAACCGAACCCUUUUCGGGAAGCGUUUUCAACAAAUUCCACGCCGCCUGCCAUGAUUGCUAGACUAUAUACCGAAUACUGUAAAGGUGGGGGAUAUGGAGAAAUUUAUUGGAGAUCUGAGAGACUCAUUUGGCGUCUUUUCCAAUGUUUAGUGCUAGGAGUUGCGGCCAUGAAGAAUGGCAACGAGUUGCUUGACGGUGAGAGCUGGGAUACUCGUGUCUUACAUUUGGAUAUCAAACCUGGAAACGUAUUUGUUGGAACGAAUGACAACAAUCAUUUAAAAACUCCAGUACUCAAAUUUGGAGAUUUUGACGGUUCAGCAUUCGCGCCCCAACCGCCCAAAGCACAAACGUUCGACUGGCUGCUUUCACAGUGGCGUACCCCUGGUUUCGAAUCCCCCGAGCAACUUAAGGCGAUAGAUAUAUGGAAGUCACGAGAGGCCCGUUCUGAGGCGAUUUCUGAAUCGCCUCGGAACGAGUACGACUCAGACGGGAACCGCGUGAGCGUGGUAAACUUACCGAAAUGGUCAACAUUCGACUCAGAAAGGGGCUCGGGAGAGGACGAACCAGUCACCGGCCCGGAAGUUGAUUAUGAUCCAAACCUGAAAUAUGGACCUUGGUCGAAUCUCUGGUCGGCCGCUAAAAUCAUGUGGCAUUUGAUCAAUCGUGGGCAUGAGUUUUUUUAUAUUAAGGACAGUACGGCUGAUGAGUUCACCCUAUUCGGAGAAUUUGCUUUUGAGCUGUCUCCCGACAAACUCGUCGUUUCUCUAGGCCCAGAGAUCCUUCGAGCUCCUUACAGUGCCACCUUACGCAAGACAAUCGCGCAUUGCAUGGCGAAAAAUUGGCAAGAUAGACCAAGCUCAAGGGAGGUGUUGAAAACUAUCGAGGCAGCUUUGGCUGCUUGUAAGCUUGCUGAGCCAGGACAAGGUUUUGGGUCUGGCUUUGAUGCUGGAUUGACUUCUUAUGAUGAGCCUCCUACUGAGAUGCCUGAUUUCUGA
Mollisia scopiformis is the source of this 1584-nucleotide messenger RNA. RefSeq names its product kinase-like protein. Bases 1 to 1584 code for a protein of 527 amino acids. The record is from RefSeq and is a predicted model, not a curated record. Lineage: Eukaryota; Fungi; Ascomycota; Leotiomycetes; Helotiales; Mollisiaceae. The transcript has 6 exons. Gene Ontology annotation, biological process: protein phosphorylation. Gene Ontology annotation, molecular function: ATP binding; protein kinase activity.